This is a messenger RNA of Gossypium raimondii (Peruvian cotton), 2453 nucleotides long. Its product is annotated as zinc finger protein JACKDAW. The transcript is spliced from 4 exons. The record is from RefSeq and is a predicted model, not a curated record. NCBI's taxonomy places the organism in Eukaryota, Viridiplantae, Streptophyta, Magnoliopsida, Malvales, Malvaceae. Gene Ontology annotation, molecular function: DNA-binding transcription factor activity. Gene Ontology annotation, cellular component: nucleus. Bases 671 to 2029 code for a protein of 452 amino acids.
GCUGUCUUGCACACACAAUUGCAAGCUUCCACAAUCGUGCGGUUUGUGUAUGAAAGAGAGAGGGAGAGAAAAAAAAGAAAGAGAGGGUGUGGCCCAUCUAAAAUCAAUGGCUGACCGACUUUAAAGAUAUGUUGAGAUUAAAAAGAAGAAAAAAAAGAGAGUAGAAUAAUGCAAGACCAAGACUAUAAGAAAAAAAGAGAGGAAGGAGAUAUAUAUACUCUUUAGUCAUCAUGUUUUUUUGGUGUUUUCUCUUGUAAUCAAACAAGGUAACUAAAAACCAGAUCUCUGUAAGAACUUAGAACUGAGAAGAAUCCUAAAGGGUUUUCUUUUUUAAUUUCUAUCUUUUUUGUUUUAAAGUUUAGUAUAAGUUGUUUAUAUUUGUGGGGAGAGUGUGUUGUGUGUUUUAGAUUUAAGCUUAAGUAGUGCUUUUCUUGUCUCUUUAGCAGAAACUGAGAGAGAGAGAGAGAGGCAGUAUUUGUUUUGAAUAUAUAUUACCAAAGAUUUAUCUGCUUGUGCCUUGGAGAAAUCCUUGUUUGCUUUUGUUUUGUACUGUGUUUUUAGCCUUUUGAAAGCUAGUUGUUUUUUCUUGCAACUAAUUUUCAAAGCUAUCAGUUUUCGGAAUUUAGUUGCAAACUAUAUUAUAAAGUAAAAUUAGAAGAAGGAAGAAACUAUGUCCGGUGAGGCGUUUUCUUUACCAGCUGCUUCAAUAGGAGGGUUUAUUCAAGACCCAAGUAAUGCAAACCCUAACCCUAAACCUAAUGCUAACCCUGCUAAGAAGAAGAGAAAUCUUCCCGGAACUCCUGAUCCAGAUGCUGAAGUAAUUGCUUUAUCUCCAAAAACACUUAUGGCUACAAACCGAUUCAUAUGUGAAAUAUGCAAGAAAGGUUUCCAAAGAGACCAAAACCUGCAGCUUCACCGCAGGGGUCACAAUCUUCCAUGGAAGCUAAGGCAAAGAACAAACAAAGAAGUUCGGAAGAAGGUUUAUAUUUGCCCUGAGAAAACCUGCGUCCACCAUGAUCCAUCCAGGGCUCUUGGCGACCUCACUGGAAUAAAGAAACAUUUCAGCAGAAAACAUGGUGAGAAGAAGUGGAAGUGUGAGAAAUGUUCAAAGAAAUACGCUGUUCAAUCCGACUGGAAAGCUCACUCUAAAACUUGUGGUACUAGAGAGUACAAGUGUGACUGUGGGACACUGUUUUCCAGAAAAGACAGCUUUAUCACCCAUAGAGCUUUUUGUGACGCCUUAGCUGAAGAAAGUGCAAGACUCACUUCAGUUGCAGCCACAAGCCUAAAUUUCAGAAACGAUACUGUGAAUCUGCCUCAUGGAUUUGCUGGCCGUGGAGUUCAAGAUGUUGCUGGCAUUCCUCAAUUUGGUUCGGGUUUUCCUCAAGAUUUCAGUGGGAUGCCUGCACCAGGUUUGCCUGAGAUGGUUCAAAUGGCUCCAGCCAAUGUCUUUGGCUCUUCUUCACACUUUCCUGGAUUUGAAAACGGCGGUGCAACUUCAUCAAAUUCCAAUAAUCUCUCCUUAUCGCAACUGCCACAAGGGUUAAAAGAAGAAGGUCGAAACGAAGGAAAUUUAAUGGAAAGCCUUUCAUCUCUCUAUUCUGAUAAUCAAAACAAGCAAUCUAAAGCUAAUGCUUCACCAAUGUCCGCAACUGCGCUUUUGCAAAAAGCGGCUCAAAUGGGUUCAACUAGAAGCAAUUCGUCCUUCUUUGGCAACAGUUUCGGUGUAAUGAGCUCAUCUUCCUCUCACACAGCACCUACUUUCAUGGCAUCAAGCAGUGCAUCAAUGAGUGCAACAAGCAACAAGCUUGAUAAGCUCAUGUUACAAACAGGAGGCAAACCAAGUGAGCCGACUCUAUUAAGCAUGCAUCACCCUGGUUCAAAUUCAUUCGCUCAAAGCUUGACGAGGGACUUCCUUGGGAUGAGCAAUGAUCAAUCACCACGUCCAUUUUUACCCCAAGAACUAGCCAAAUAUGCAGCAAUUGGCUCAACCAUGGGUCUCAGUCAAUUCACUAGCAGCAACCACUAAGCUCAGCUACCUUUCAAAUAGCGUUACGGGAUUACAGCUCAGUGGCAAAAUAUACGAUCGUGGUCCUAUAUAUGCAAUAUAUAUAUACACAUAUAUAUUAUCUGCAAACUGCAAUAUAGUAUUGAAAAAGCUACAAACUGGGGACCAAGUUUGGAGUGUGGGUGUAGAAGGCAAAGCAAAAACCAAACUCCCAGAGCACAGUAAGCUCAUCUUGUGAAUGGUCAGUGAAACUGCCGAGGUGGCCCCAAUUCCAUGUUUGAAAUGACUAAACAAUGAGCCAACUCCGAGUCAUGCAUGUUUCUCCACGUUGUUGUUCUUGUUGUUUUGCUUCAUGUCUCAGUUCUUUUAUCCUUUUUUUUCCCCUCGGUUUUAUAAUUAUUUGCUUCCCUUUGCUUAUCUUAAUUAAUCGUUAUAUUAGUAGUAA